AUGCAGAGCUUCACUCUCUCAAAUUGCCAAUCUGGCUCCACUGCAGCUUCACGCUUCACGGCUCGGGUCCACGUGGGAGUGCUUUCUAACCCUCGACUCCUGCCCCAGCCCGCCAGCCCGCCACCCUCUUCGCUAGCGAACAGCACGCGCUCUUCCUCACUCUCGCCCCCUCCCUCCCCACCUCGUGCGCCUCCUCCCUUACCCCUCCACCAGGCGGCGCGAGCUGAGCCUCGUACCCGUCCCUGCGGCUCUGCUCCCCCCACCCCGCCACCGCCUUCCAGCGCGCUCCCGCCCGCCUGUCGAGAGGGGAAGGGGAGGGGGCGCACAAGCUCCCGGCCCGCCCCCCUCCCGCCCACCAGCCGAGGGCGCUUCUGCCAGCGCGGGGCCGGAGUAGUCUCGGCUGUUGGAACGGUGGGGCCGCAGCCGCCGCAGCCGGUAACAGCCGCCGCGCGAGCGGGUGCAGGCGGGGGACUUCGCCCCGGGCUGGGGUCUCUCGCUCAGCCCCCCGCGAGUCCGGCCCCCGGGUGGGGCAGGUGGAGGGAGCUCAAGGUAGGACCCUCCCUCCGAAGCCCCCGGGAGCGAAGGCGCAGCAGCUGCCCCAGCUCCCGAGCAGGCGGGGAUGCGCAGGGCGGGGGUCACGUCGUAAGUCCCGGACCGGAGCCGGAGCGAGUCCCCGGUACUGCUGCACAUACAAAUCUAGUGUGGCCAAGGAAAUCGAGCCAUUUCGGUGCUUCUGGCACGCGCCCAGCGUUCGCCAGGCGUUACCUCGGUAGCCAAGCAAAGGACGCGGACUGGGACGCGGACGCGGACUGGGCGGUCUCAGCAGAAUUCCCUUGGAAGAUGUCUCGGCGCAGUGAGCGCCUGCGCCUCCGGUACCACCUACACGUUGAUGGAGAUGGCGGCGGCAGCAGCACCAGCAGCAGUGGCUGCAGUUCCCCUGUGGUCGGCCAGCACAUUCAAUGCAAUGACAGUUCCCUCAGGACUCGGAGGAGGAAGUCAAGUAGGGUCAAAGGCCUCUCACCAUCCCCUCUCCUGGCCACAAUCACCUGCAGCACCCCUGGAUCCUCCUCAGGAUAUAGGUCUGAGGAUGACUGUGCAGGGCACUCGCUUUUGGACCAGCCUGGCUCUGCAUCCAACCUAAAGAACAGGGCUUCCCCAGGUGGCCCUUCCUUCUGGAUGGCCAUCCACUUCUCAGGUUGGCUCUUUGGCCUGCUCCGCUGGUGCCUUCAUAACACCUGGUACCGCCUGACCACAGCUGUCUCCCUGCAGGACAUCUAUGUUUUCACCAGGAGCUUUUCCACUGGGAAGAAGUUGCUCCUCUCUGUCUUGGGCAUGCUGUUUCUUGUGGCUUUGCUGGAUUAUGGUGCUUGGUAUUUCUACCCCUCUGGACUCCGGACCUUCCACCCUGCUAUGCUCUCCUGGUUGGCAGCAAAGGGUAGCAGCAGGAGACAGGACGUGUGCGAAUCAGGAGAAUUCACACCAGAUUUCCAGGAGCUGGAAAGCGGGGUGCUGCAGCACAUGUCUGAGUGGCAAGGUUUGUCCCAGGAAGACUCCCAGGACAAAAGGCCAAAGGAGAUGGCUUCCCUGGAGGCCCAGCUGGCUGGCCUGAGGCAGGAGCUGGCGGCCAUCAGCCAGAGACAGGCUGCAAUGGCCCAAGAAAUCCACCUUUGGCGAGAAAAGAUGGUGGCCCUGCGCAGUGAUAUGGAGUCUCACGUCCCAGCUUUAAUCCAGGAAUACUUUGUUGGAGACAAGGGCACUAAGGCCGGACUUACACAGCUAGAGGAGGUGCAGGCUCAGCUUUGGGACCUGGAGCAAAGACUCCUCAGGCAUAUGGCAGAGGAGCAGGACAAGACUGCCAGCAAAGUUGCUGCUGACUUGAGGCUGACCCUUCUGGAAGAAGGAGUGACCACGGGGGUGACAGAGGAGGAAGUGCGUGAGAUCGUGCGGCAGGCCCUGAAACUGUAUAGUGAAGAUCGCAUUGGGCUGGUGGAUUAUGCCUUGGAGUCCUCAGGGGCCAGCAUCCUCAGUAGCCACAGCUCAGAGACCUAUGGCACCAGGACGGCCGUAAUCAGUCUGUUUGGUAUCCCCUUGUGGUAUCAUUUCCAGACCCAAAGAGCCAUCAUCCAGCCAAAUGUCUACCCCGGCAACUGCUGGGCAUUCCGGGGCCCCCAGGGCUUUGUUGGGGUUCGCUUGUCUGCCCGCAUCCACCUCACUGCCGUCACUUUGGAGCACGUGCCCAGAGCCCUGUCCCCAGUCAGCAACAUCACCAGCGCCCCCAAGGACUUCGUCAUCUUGGGGCUCAAUGAAGAUUCCCAGGUGGAAGGGGUGGCCCUGGCGAAGUUCACCUAUGAUAAUGCUGGGGAGGCCAUUCAGACCUUCCACUUUCAGGGCAACGGCACAGCCCCAUACCAGCUGGUACAGCUUCAAGUUUUGAGCAACUGGGGUCACCCGGACUAUACUUGCAUUUACCGCUUCCGGGUCCAUGGCAAGCCUGCCAAUUAGAACCUCCCUGCCGGGUCCCUUCACCCUUUCCUCUGUCAGCCACAAGCAAGCAGUUCUCCCACCUCCUCGUCCCUUCUGGCCACUGUGACUUCUGGGAAAGAGACAGAACGUGGGAGCCCACCUCCCUGGAGCCAUCUUGCCCCACCAAGCCCUCUAUGAUAUGGAGGAGACCACCAGCUGAGCAAGUUCUGUUUCAAUCCACAGCAUCUGCAGUGUCAGGUGCCUCAGCUCCCUGCCAAGCCCUGCCUACCUCCAAGACGUGUAGAAAGAGCUCUGUAGUAGAUGUUGGGGGGGUGGUAGGGAGUAGUCAGGGCCUUGCUAUGCUCAGCAGCAGUCCCACAGAAACACAGCUUACACCACCCUGGGUCUAGGGCAAGGAAUUUGGUGCAGUAAGGGCAUGAUAAACUGGGCAGCGGCAAAGGGCAGACUGGGAGCCAGUCCCACAUGGGCACACUCCAGCAGGUGGCUAAUGCCGCUCUCCAUGGGACCUUGCAUGGUUCUCUUUACCACUGGCAAUGAUGGGUGCAGUCUUUGAAAUCCGAAGAAGUACCUGGGAAUGACCGCACCUGUCUGUGCUUUUGAUUCUAACAAGGCCAAUGGCCUGGAUGUCAGGGAAGUUCUGCCCCCAGGAUUACCUGCACUGGCAUUUAGUACGGCAGCUGGGGAUGUACCCAUGGCUUGGUGGCCCCUCCUACCCACUGGGGCUUCCUUUAGAGAGGACUGGAAGGUUGCAGGUGUGUGGCAAAGGCAGUAGCAUUACAUACACAAGUCAUCAUGAAUUAGCUACUGCUGAAAGGAAGCUGGGUCCAGAGUACAGCUACCAGCCAUGGGGAGAAGAACUUCCCCUAUGCCGCUGGUACGAGAUGUCUCCUGCCUGCCCCUCGAGAGCCCAGAGACCCUCAUUCUCCACUCUAGCCAUGCUUUUAUCCACCUCCUCACCUGGAGCUCAGUCACUGUGCUCUCUCCUUUGGGACCAUCAGCUCCUGUGGUUGUGGCUAUGGGAGGAAAGAGACUGGCCAGGAUACUGUUGGAUUGGCCUUUCCCUAUCCCUGUCUAGGGCUGGCAUUGAGCUGAUGCUGUCCUCUAUCCUUGAGGCAAACAUGACAUGCCUCAGGUGCCUCUGCAGGGAAACAGGGCAUUGGAGGCUCAUCAGUCUUUUACCCUCAGCUCGGAUUCUAGUUCUUUUUCAGCCACAUUAGCAUAUGGGGAGGUUGAAUGGGAUAGGGUUGGGGGAGGGGCUUGUUGAAGCUAAGUCUGGGAUGGGGGAGGGAGGGAGGGGAAAUGUUUUCGGCUUCCUGGCCAAUUGUAUUAAAUAUAGAGAGAUGUUUGUAUUUCUAUACAGAUUUAUUUCAUGGUUCCUUUUCAUCAGACAGAAAAGCUAUGGGCUUCAUUCCUGGGUGCCUCCCCAGGUCCCCAGAGUGAUAGUCACUGCAGCCCCAGCUUGGGGGUGGGGGGCUGACCAUGAAACAUGGAUGUCCACCGUAGUAUUGCUGUGCUUUCUGCCUCUUACCAUCAGGAGGGAAGGCAGCGGUUCACAUCACAGGGCUAGCCACUGAUUCCAGAAGCUACCAGGGGCAGCCCACUCUUCUGCAUUUUCCACUCUUCAGGGGCAGCAGCAGUAGGUGUGAAGCUGCCCCUCAUGCCCAGUCUGCUCGCUCAGCUUUUGUCACCACCCCAGGAAGUUAGGAUAUGAGCAGCCCCACAUAGGAACUUACAGAUAGCUUACCUCUUCCUCAUCACAAAGACUGUUGAAUUCUCUAGUUUUAUUUAGUUAUAGACAUAUGCUUAUUUCAUUCCCUAGUUUUAUUUCUCUUGUUUAAUUUUCUAGUUUUAUUUAGUUAUAGACAUAUUCUUAUUUGGGCUUAUGCAAUAAUAAAUAUUCUCUUGGA
Messenger RNA from Phascolarctos cinereus (koala), 4391 nucleotides. RefSeq names its product SUN domain-containing protein 2-like. NCBI's taxonomy places the organism in Eukaryota, Metazoa, Chordata, Mammalia, Diprotodontia, Phascolarctidae. Gene Ontology annotation, molecular function: protein-membrane adaptor activity. Gene Ontology annotation, cellular component: meiotic nuclear membrane microtubule tethering complex; nuclear envelope. The record is from RefSeq and is a predicted model, not a curated record.